AUGUGAGGCUGGCGAGCUGGCCAGCUCUCGCAGCACCGGUGGGGUCGCGGUGCAUAGGCGAGUAGCAGACCAAGGGGAGCUCGGGAGCGGAGUUGGACAACCCCGGAAGGAAGAAAUGAGGUAGCGACCGUCCCCGGAGCGGACCAUGCGCGCGCCCCGCCCUUGGAGCCCGGUGCUUACCCGGCAGAACCUGCCCGGACAGUGAGCCGGCCGAGCGCGAGUCCCCCGCCUCCGAUCGGAGCCAAGAUGCAGUGAGAGCCACGGCGGGAGUGCUGCGCGGGGCCCUCCGCGGCCAGCGGGACCCACCAUCUGACCGCGCUUGCGGCAAGCAGCUGUUUCUGGGACCAGCCCAGCGGAGAGGCUCUCCGCUUCCAGCACCCCUUGGCCCCUAGGCUCACUUGCUGUUGAGUUUCCGAGGUUUCUCGCCCCAGCCCUGGGAAUUUUGUGUGUGUGAGAAGGGGGCCCUUCGCAUAUUUGCCGAGGAGUUCCUGCAUUAUUUUCGCACUAUCUCGGCUGCUUUUGCUUCGGGGUCCCUCUAUUUAUUUUCAGAGGCGCAUCUUUUUUUGUUGUUGUUGUUUCCUAAAGAUAUUUUCCACACAACUCUCAUUCGGUCUUUUUCUCAUUUUGCUUGCCUAAGACUCUGCCUCUGUCCCUGCCCAGGCUGGGGUAAAUCCUGUGUGCGCUUUUUUCCACACUCGCAGCCGAAUAUUUUCUGACCUUUAAAAAAAUUCUACCCCUAACCCCUGCAGGGCUCCCGAGCACUACACCCCUCUCCUGCCUCCCCACCCCCCAUUCCCUACCACUGGGCCACUCCCAGCAGAGUUUUAUUUUUCGGUCUUGCCCGGGCCGACCCCGGCCUAGGCGGGUGGCUCAGCGGGGCUCACACCCGGUGCUCCGCCGCCGCCGCCGCCCAGCUGCGCGGGGGCGCCCUCCGGAGAUGCUGCCGUGGAAGAAACACAAGUUCGAGCUGCUGGCCGAGGCGCCGCCAAGGCAGGCGUCCAAGCCCAAGCACUACGCGGUGAGCCUGCACUACUCAGCGCUCAGCUCACUGGCGCGGGCGUGCCCCGAAGGCGCGCUUAGCCGAGUGGGCAGCAUGUUCCGCUCCAAGCGAAAGAAGCUGCACAUCACCAGCGAGGACCCCACUUACACUGUGCUCUACCUGGGCAAUGCCACCACCAUCCAGGCACGGGGUGACGGCUGUACCGACCUAGCGGUGGGCAAGAUCUGGAGCAAGAGCGAGGCAGGCCGUCAGGGCACCAAGAUGAAGCUGACUGUGAGCGCGCAGGGUAUCCGCAUGGUGCACGCCGAGGAGCGCGCGAUGCGCCGUCCGGGCCACCUCUACCUGCUGCACCGCGUUACCUAUUGCGUGGCGGACGCGCGGCUGCCCAAGGUCUUCGCCUGGGUGUACCGGCACGAGCUCAAGCACAAGGCGGUAAUGCUGCGAUGCCACGCGGUGCUAGUGUCGAAGCCCGAAAAGGCACAGGCCAUGGCCCUGCUGCUCUACCAAACCUCGGCCAACGCACUGGCGGAAUUUAAACGGCUUAAGCGGCGGGACGACGCGCGUCACCAGCAGCAGGAGCUGGUGGGCGCGCACACCAUCCCAUUAGUGCCGCUGCGCAAGCUGCUCCUGCACGGACCUUGCUGCUACAAGCCGCCGGUGGAGCGCAGCCGCAGCGCUCCCAAGCUCGGCUCCAUCACUGAGGACCUGGUCGGCGAACAGCAGGAGCAGGAGCUUCAGGAAGAAGAGGAAGAGGAGCAGAACGAGGGCUAUCUGGACGACGAGGAAGAGGAGGAGGAGGAGGAGGAGGAGGAGGAGGAUGACCGUGUCAGGGAGGGGGUCCCGGCAGAAGAGGUCGAGGAGCAGCGGGCCCUGAUGGUGGCCAUGCACUUUGAAUGCGGGGACUUGCUGGACACAUUGGAGAGUGGCAGGGAGGAGGCGCUGGGGGGUGGCGGGGUGUCGCUGAGCCCCGGGGCUGGGCCGCCACCUUUGCUGCUGGGCAGUUCCUCCGACGUGAAGGCGGAGCUGUCGCAGGUUAUUAACGACCUGGGCGAGCUCAGCUUCGGCAACGACGUGCGAAGCCUGCAGGCCGACUUGCGUGUGACGCGCCUGCUGUCUGGUGAAAGCACCGGCAGCGAGAGUUCCAUAGAAGGCGGGGGCCCAGACGCCACCCCUGCCACCGCCAGGGACCAGUCCGGCCCUACGGACCGCGCCAACCCAGAUGAGCCGAACUCGGGCUGAGCUCCCCGCCACUUUCUGCGCGCGCCCUGGCGCCGCGGCAUGACCCCCCGCGUCUCUCGACCGCCUCCUGACCCCACCCGCCGCCCGGCCCCAGCUCGCGCCCAGGAAAGGGGAAAUGGACACUUAAGGCGAACAUAUUUGGCUCAGUUUUAAGUGGAGCUCAGGCUGCCUGUGGAGAUUGGGUGGGAUGUGCAGGGGUGGGGACCCUACAAGGAAGGAGCGAGGCAGCCCUCCGGGGUCCCGGGUGAGGGAAAUGCCCGCUGAAUUUAGCAAAGCCCCGCAGGCGUCAGGUGCCUGCCGGCCAGUUUCCUGUUUGUGGGGCAGCUGGGGCCUCGGGAGGAGGGGUUAACUUCCUCCCCAUCCCUCUCACUGAGAGCAGGCUCGCAUUGUCACUGGCAUGUUAUUUAAAAGGAAAGGGAAUUUACUCACAAGGUUUGAGGCUUUAGUGCCCCCCUCUUAGCCCCCAGUCUUUUGGUGCGAGUGCUUGGGUUGUUUACCUCAGACUAAGACCCUUGAAAUUCUGCCAAAUUCCUCAGAUAAUUGUUUGGUGGGGGUGGGGUGGGGAGGGAAAGGAAAGAAAGUUGUAUUUUGUUUACAGUUAAAGACAUCUAAUAUCUAAAAAAGGAGUUUUCCUUUAGAAACACACACCUUCCUUCUGCUCAAAAGAUCUCACUCCAUGAUACUGUGUAAAAAUAUUUUUGCACUGUUGUGAAGUAUUUUUGACAUCUUUGUUUUUGUACAUAACUGUGUUCUCAAGAGCUGGAUGUUUAUAUCUUUUGCUGUGCAAAAGGGACAUGUAAAAUGUUGUUCAGUUGUAUAUACAGAAGUGUGUAUAAAACAUUUUGUUAUUUUUGAAGAGUAGCACUACUCUGGUUCUGUUUGCCCGCCCGUGGGGAGAGAAUAAAGAGGAAAAUUGAACAGAUCAGGCGAACGUCUGGAAGUGCUGCUGAGAGCGCGCGGCCGUGCGAUGGUGUGGUCAGUGCGUGGUCUCUGCCUUGCUCUGA
Molecule: messenger RNA, 3243 nt
Organism: Pteronotus mesoamericanus
Lineage: Eukaryota; Metazoa; Chordata; Mammalia; Chiroptera; Mormoopidae
Gene: FAM43A
Product: family with sequence similarity 43 member A
Exons: 1
Coding region: 938-2239 (433 amino acids)
Source: RefSeq, a predicted model, not a curated record